Paralichthys olivaceus (Japanese flounder) is the source of this 1437-nucleotide messenger RNA. RefSeq names its product endothelin 1 (gene edn1). Gene Ontology annotation, molecular function: hormone activity; endothelin A receptor binding; endothelin B receptor binding. Lineage: Eukaryota; Metazoa; Chordata; Actinopteri; Pleuronectiformes; Paralichthyidae. Gene Ontology annotation, cellular component: extracellular region. Gene Ontology annotation, biological process: vein smooth muscle contraction; regulation of vasoconstriction; regulation of systemic arterial blood pressure by endothelin. The record is from RefSeq and is a predicted model, not a curated record.
CAUGUGGGGCCACACUGACGAGACACUGCUGCUCUGAGGACGGUGCCCGGAUGAUAAUUUUUCCAACUCUGCAGGAUUAUUUUUUAUCAUCAUCAGCAACUGUCGUGAAGAUGGAUACAUACAUUUUGAUUUCCGUGUUAUCAGUGAUGUUCUCCUCGAGUCUGUGCACAGUCCUCUCGGCUCCUGUCGGGGAGACACCCAGCGACUCCAGCAGCGACUCCCGGGUGAGACAUGUGCGCAACAAGCGCUGCUCCUGCGCCACUUUCAUGGACAAGGAGUGCGUGUACUUCUGCCACCUGGACAUCAUCUGGGUCAACACACCUGAGCGCGUGGUCUCUUACGGACUGGGCAACGCUCCGAGGACGAGGCGCGCGCUGCCGGACUCCAUGGCAACCAAGAGCGCGCCUCGCUGCCGGUGCGUGCGUGAGAACGACAGCACGUGCAGCAGCUUCUGUCGCCCGGACAACCAGCAUCUCAGGUCUCAGAAGUCGCAGGACACCUUGAUCCUCUCCGAACACCAGCUGGAAGCUGACAAGAGCACGAUUAAGAGGUGGAAAAAGAGCAACAAGAAACAGGUGUCGCCCGCAGCGCUCAGGGUCGCCUUGAAAACCCGCCUGCUGCUGGAGGAGUGGAGAGUGAGACGGCGCCACAGGGCGAGGGCAUGGGAGGGCGAGAGCACGGCCUCCUAAAGAAGACGCAUCAUCUCCACACCUUGUAACUCGGAGGGGGAAAUGGGUUUCGCAACCACGGGCCCUUCUCUUCAGCCAUCUGCAAGCAGGGGCCCCUCGGGAGGGCACUGGAGAGCCGGUGAACUAUCUCCAUGUCGACCUCACAGCUGCGGGGUCAGGGGGCGUCUGCGGCACAGCAGAGAGCGUUUUACACACUCGGCUUCAUCAGACAGAUGAACGAGGUCAGAGGCAACACAGGGAGUUCAGGUGAAAGGACACGAGCUGGACAGAGUCUGUGGAAUCCAGGACGCUCGUUGGUCUUCACACGGACGCUCAGUCAAACAUCAUUUCAAAGACUUGACUUCACUGGAGGGAUUGAACACGAAUCCCUCUGUCACGGAGAAUAAACCUCCCUGCAGUGUACUGACCAGGCGGUUCUGCUUAUUUCAACAUGACAAACAUUCAGACGUGUUCGUUCUUUACACAUUUUCUCACUGACUGAAUUUAUUUACUGCGUUUUGCGUAUCAGGUCGAGGACACACGUCACCGUAGGCACAGUAGCUGCCGGCUGUUUCUCUCACUGAUGUUAUCACAAACGUCUUUGUCGUAAUUUAUGAUGUAAAAUAAUGAAACUAUGUAAGUGCCAUGUUUUAUUUAUUUAUUCUUUAUACGUGUUGUCGUUUGAUGGACACUGAUCCAUCACGUUUGGUUUAUUUCUAUGAAAUGUUUUGUUCAAGUUGCCAUAUUGUGGCUGAAUGUUAAUAAAAUA